This is a messenger RNA of Aspergillus pseudonomiae, 1425 nucleotides long. RefSeq names its product RNA methyltransferase. Lineage: Eukaryota; Fungi; Ascomycota; Eurotiomycetes; Eurotiales; Aspergillaceae. Gene Ontology annotation, biological process: 7-methylguanosine RNA capping; 7-methylguanosine cap hypermethylation. The transcript has 4 exons. Gene Ontology annotation, molecular function: RNA cap trimethylguanosine synthase activity. Bases 166 to 888 code for a protein of 240 amino acids. Gene Ontology annotation, cellular component: nucleus. The record is from RefSeq and is a predicted model, not a curated record.
CAAACACCCACGUUAUCAACUUAUCGGCAUCAUGAUUAUUUAUCGCUAGUUGGUGCUUUGUAGAUUUCUGUAUGACAGCCUCACAGGAAUCCGAAUGAUGGCAUGUGAUAGAUAAAUUGUACACUACUCAGGUGAUACCAAAUUAUCGUCUUUUCGCCUCCAACCAUGUCUGGAGAUCAUGCUACAGAGGAAGCUCCUCCGGAGGUUCACCAUUACAACGAUAUCGGAGAAGUUCCUUGGGAUAUCCAGAAUUAUUGGGCACAGCGCUAUAAGAUCUUCUCCAAGUAUGAUGAAGGUGUAUGGCUAACAGAUGAUGCAUGGUUUGGCGUUACGCCUGAGCCAGUUGCCAAUAAGAUAGCUGAGCAUAUUGCCAGCGCUGCUCCCGCGUCUCGCAUGAUCUUGGUUGAUGCAUUUGCUGGAGCUGGCGGUAAUACCAUCGCCUUUGCACGAUCGGGUCGCUGGAAACGGGUUUAUGCUAUUGAGAAGAAUCCGGCUGUCUUGCAGUGCGCGAAGCACAAUGCCAAGAUAUAUGGAGUUGAGGAUAAGAUUACCUGGUUCGAGGGCGACAGUCUCCAGAUCGUGAACAACCAACUCAAGGAGCUGGGCCCAUAUAGUGUUCUGUUUGCAAGCCCUCCAUGGGGUGGCCCUGGGUAUCGCUCCGACAAGGUAUUCAAUAUGAGCACAAUGGAACCCUAUUCCCUGGGUACGUUAUACGGCGAAUACGCUUUGUUUACGGACCAUAUUGUCCUCUAUCUCCCUCGGACCUCGGACGUGAAGCAGCUCGCGAAACUGGUCAAGGAUGGCGAAAAAGCAACAGUGAUGCAUUAUUGUAUGGAAGGCGCUAGCAAGGCGCUAUGCAUCUAUUACGGCGGGUUCAACCUCCAAUAGCUCAAGCUCUGCUCUUCAUGGCUUGGCUUCAGCAAUUGGUAGUAUUCUCUCAAUAAAGGAUCUAAUCAAGAAACCCGAAGACACAGCUAGCCGCCCAAUACGAGAUUCGCAAAAGGUGCGAUCUUCGUAGAUCCAUCAGCUUUUAAUUGGCCCUCAAGGGAAACUUAUCAAUAUGCGCCGGCUGCGGACAAAGCUACUAGUAGGUAGCAUAUGAGCUAUGGCGCGGUGUACAGCAAGAAAUCGCUUCGAAUAUAGUUCAAUUUCGAAUGAUGCCAAUAAAGUUCGUGGCACAGGUAGGGUUAUAAUAACUAUGUCGAGCGUUUCGAAUUUACGGGUGUCGUGUCGGAUGUGCGGAACAAAUUCCGAGUUUUCUGAAGUCCAUUGAAAAUUUUCUCGAGAAUAACGGCACGAGAGUUAAAUUUACAAGAAAGAAUACUUUACAUUUGGCGAUUCAAAAAUGUUGCCAAUCAAGGUUUUAAGAUAGAUCAUUUUACAGAGGAAAAAAGUUUUGAAAUAAUAAUUUAAUUUGAGCAAAUC